Molecule: messenger RNA, 1554 nt
Organism: Manis javanica (Malayan pangolin)
Lineage: Eukaryota; Metazoa; Chordata; Mammalia; Pholidota; Manidae
Gene: COMMD2
Product: COMM domain containing 2
Source: RefSeq, a predicted model, not a curated record
CGGAGCCUCUUUGCGGUUGCACGCAAGCACCGGAAGUGGAGAGGGCGGAUUCCGCGCUGCCCUGUGAGGCCGGCUGCCUGGUGAAAAUGCUGCUGGACCUGUCCGAGGAGCAUAGGGAGCAUCUGGCCUUCCUGCCGCAAGUAGACUGCACAGUGGUCGCCGAGUUUGGGCGGAUCGCAGUGGAGUUUCUGAGGCGAGGCUCUAACCCCAAGAUCUACGAAGGAGCAGCCAGAAAACUCAGUGUGAGUAGUGACACUGUCCAGCAUGGUGUAGAAGGAUUAACAUACCUCCUCACUGAAAGCUCAAAGCUCAUGAUUUCUGAACUGGAUUUCCAAGACUCUGUUUUUGUUCUGGGUUUCUCUGAAGAAUUGAACAAAUUGUUGCUUCAGCUUUAUCUGGACAACAGAAAGGAGAUCAGAACCAUCCUGAGUGAAUUAGCACCAAACCUUCCCAGUUACCACAGCCUUGAAUGGAGACUAGAUGUACAGCUUGCAAGCAGAAGCCUCAGGCAACAGAUAAAACCAUCAGUGACUAUAAAAUUACACCUUAAUCAGAAUGGAGGGCCCACCACCGAAGUCCUGCAGACAGACCCGGCCACCCUGCUCCAUUUGGUUCAGCAACUGGAACAAGCCCUGGAGGAGAUGAAAACGAGCCACUGCAGGAGAGUCGUGCGCAACAUCAAGUAGUCCCGGUUUUAAGGUUUUAUUCCUUUCAGGCCACUUGUAAAUUGAUGAUAUGUGGCAGUUUCUUUCAAAAUUAUUUUUUUGUCAAUUGAUGGUGAUAAAUACAUUUGGAUUCCGUGAAAUUUCUUUUCCAUGAUAAGGUAUUGCGGUCUUGCUCAAAAGCUAAAGUAAAGUUGCUUUCCUGGUGCUAAAUGUGGUUGGCAUCUUGACAAAUUAAGAUGUAUUUUGUAUUUUAAAUGUGUAAAUAGGAUUGAAUCAACUACAAGUGAAUCUAUACUGUUCAUAUCUUCUGUAUGUAUGAAUGACUGCCCUUUUUUUAGUGCUUAUUUUGGCUGCUUAACAUUAUUAUUUUUCUUCUUAUUGACCAAAGUUUGAAAAUAAAAUUCACAAUGUAGUAUUAUUAGUAUUCAGAAUAUUUAUAGACAGUUCAAUGUUUUUGACCUUUAAAAGUACCCUAUAAUGUUAAUAAUCACUGAAUAGUUGGAAGUAAACAUGAAUUUUUUAAAAAUACUGUAUUGUUUAGGCAGUUCAUGCAUUUUUCUUUGUAUAUGAAGAUAACAGGUACUUACUGUGUUGCAAGUUUGAGUUGUCAUGGCUUAUCAGCUGAAAUAGCACUAAAACUUAUAUGAUCGUGUAUUGUAUUUUAUCAAGGAGUACUUUUUUUUCACGAGUACCCAAAUCAUCUAAGAGACAUGCUGUCAUUUACAUUUAUAAACAGUGGAUGCUGGAGUAAUACAAUCAGUUCUUAAUUAUCUGUAUAUAAAUUACAGUCAUUUUUUAUCAUUUUGUUUGAAUAAAGUAUAAAGAGGGCAAAGAGAGGCCAUGUUUACUACAUUCUAAGCAAGUAGCCCUUCUUCCUUACAAACUCAAA